GGCAAAGAGCACGUUUACUUUGGGAGCGUUGCUGGGAUUAUCAUGUGCACACGAGUAUGUAAACGUCAGAGAAUAAUGACCGCAAUGGUCGCAGGCGCUUUGUGGGCAUUGAACGAUUCGAGUCACUGUUCGUGCAUUGGCGCUUCAUCGCCAAUGAUCAGACGUUCAUGGUCAGACGUUGCGGAGGAAUAUGUUUUCGCGAUUUGUUACAGUCCACUUGACAUGAGUCUGCGCUAAACUGUAGGUAUUCUGAAGAAAUCGUUCACAUGUUUGUGUUCUGAAGUUCAUACAUGAUGCGGAAUCUCUGGCACUGAUGAAUGGGAUAAGCUUUAUUAUGUAUGAUACCAGGUAAACUCUCGCCGCGAAAGGAUUUCAAUGUUGGCCAGCGACACAGAUCACAAGACAAAGUCGUGACAUCAGCUUGGUUUCGUCACCCUGGUUCAUAGAGAAUAUGCGGCGAGUGAAGCUGACCAACCUCUUGAUUUGUGGAAUCGCAGCAUUCCUGUUCGGUGCCACAUACGUUGCCUUCAAAGAACCACCCAAAGAUACUUUAAGGGGAGUCCCUGCCACGGACAGGGGGUUGCGGGGUGUGGUAGCACACCGGUCGAGCAACUCAGCCAUUCAAUCCUGGCAGCGAGAUAACGAGGACGACGCCUUGUUGCUUCCCUUUGCCAACCGCGCCCUGCCCAGGCACCUCUUACAGGUACCGAGUUACAUGCGCAUGCUCAACGCCUCUACGGAAGGUAUAGACAUCGACAUAGCCUGGGGAGACAUCGACUUCCACAAUCUGGAUCUUCGGACCGUCAUCGUGACUGGUCUUUCUGGAUACACGGAAGAGGAAGGGGUGGGGCUUGUUGCGUCUGCCCAAAUUCACAUGCCCUUCAAGAAGAUCAUCAUCUACGACCUAGGGGUCAAGAAGCGCACAAUAGACAGGCUGGCGCCGCUCUGCAAUGUGGAGAUCCGCAAGUUUCAAUUCACCAAGUAUCCUGCCCAUGUCAAGAUCCUCAGAAACAAUGCGUGGAAACUGAUCCUUAUCACGGAGGUUUUGGAGGAGUUCGGUUCAGUCUUCUACGCCCACCCUCGCCUCCGGUUCCGCGCACCCAUCAGCAUCCUCUUCCCCUUCGUCAAGCAGACGCACGGGUUCAUCCCGAGCAUGUCCGACGACACCUCGCUGCUGCAGGUCAGCCAUCCAAACACGCUGAGGCUCAUGAAGGUGAAGGCGGCUCAGCUGAACCGCACCGUCUCAAGGAGCCCCAUCCGCGUCAUGUCCGGCGACAUGCUCCUCUUCGUCAUGAACUCAACGCUGACCAACCGUGCCCUGCCGGAGCUCCGCAAGUGCCUCCUGCGGAGCCGGUGCCUAAGCCCGCCGGGGGCCAUGUGGCAUCCACAGCAGCGGCAGGGCAAAAGGCAUCAACACAGGCACCACUUCGACCAGACGCUGCUGUCCCUGAUGAUGUACAAACAAUACGGGGAGACCUGGGUGCCGGGAGAGGACGUGCGACGGAAGAUGAAACGACUGUACGUGGUCCUCGACGAGGGAGACCCCGUACACGAACUGUCCUGGUCCUUCCGAUGCAAUCCACCUAAGGAGGAGUUCGACCCGGCCAAAUUACUGCAAAAGAAACUACUAUGAGGGAGCUUCCAGCAGACAACUGCCAGCAUGUCGUCCCUGUUCAUUCAACAACGGCCCUCAACAAUGGCGGGAACAGUGGCACCAAUCACAUUUCAAAAAAAAUGCCAAGGGCCAGGUGUUUUGCACAAUAUAGCCAACACCAUGCUGAUCUGCUAUGCAUAGGGACUACACGGGAUUUCUGCAUGUGCGGUGGCACGCGCCCGAAUGAGCGGUACGCUUAAGACAGUGUAACAGUGAGCCGACAAGGAACGAAUGGAAGACCGAAGAAUGAAGACCUUAGGCGUAUGACGUCACGUUAGAGGCUAUUUCUUUCUCCGGGAUACGCUCGAGUAAUGUUUUUAUGCGUGCAUUGUAACGAUGUCAAAGUAACAAAGAACAGCCUCUGAGACGCAGUUUUGGACAGUUUUAAACUACUUGGAACUUUCCAAAAAGGCAAUAAGGACCAACUAGCAUUACUUCAGUAUUUUGCUUACCUCCAUGUCAUGAACACGUUUAAAUGCGAAAACAACCAACGGCCAAUUUUACAAAUGUGAGACAGACCUUUUCAGUGUUGUACUAAACAAUGUAAAUUCGCUUUGAAUUACAAAUUUAAAGAGGUUUUCAAGUUAUGAUGGAAUGGACAGUCCCAAGUCGUGCAUUAAAUAAUUGGCUGAUGUGUAUUAUAGCUGAUUUUCUCAAGAGGUGAGAAAAGCAUGCAUCUGUUUCGCAUCUUUAAUCCAAGGCCUAAUCACACGUACCUCUAGUCAAUUAUCGGUACCAAAAGGAUGGAGGAUUUCUUGGGUGCCCUUUGUGAGGUACCGUACUUUUUGCUGAUUAAGUUCUCAAAUACCGGGGUUGUUGCUCUCUUUCCUUCCCAUUUUUUUUUGAUUCACAAAAAAAAACCAAAAACAAAACAAAAAAACCCAAAAAACAAAACGAGCGCGUGUUGACGAGAGACUAGUCAAAUAGAUGAUUUUGAUCAAGCCGAUAUCUUCCUUUGCAAAGUACACUCACGAAGGCCAUCUGCCUAUGUAAACGGGUACAGUGAUCGUUGAUGGUAAAAUAAAUCUUAUAGAGUUAAAGGCCUCAGUACCGUAA
Molecule: messenger RNA, 2710 nt
Organism: Acanthaster planci (crown-of-thorns starfish)
Lineage: Eukaryota; Metazoa; Echinodermata; Asteroidea; Valvatida; Acanthasteridae
Source: RefSeq, a predicted model, not a curated record